UGCUUGCUGCUCGGCGCUCACUGGGUUAUUUAACGCGCACGCGCAGCAGUCGUUUGCUUAAAGGCUUCUGUCGUCACAAACAGCUAGGGUGCCUUUGUGUAUAAGGGGAAGCCUAGCUGUGGCGAUGCUACUGGCAGCUUUGAGGCGAACGCUACCCCCUCUCUCCCGUUGCUCUGUUUUCCCUCUGGGGCGUGCCACUGUGAGCGUGGCCGCUCACUUUCACCAAAGUAGAGCCAAAGCAAGUCCUGACCCAAACAAACCAGUGAUUGGUUCCGUGUUGGACGUGGACCUGUUCGGGAUGGGGAUGUGGACCCUGGGUCUGGGGGCCAUCGGAGCUGCUGUGGCCGGGAUCUUCCUGGUCAACUCUGACCUGUGUGUCCCCAAAGUCAGCCCCUCUUCGCUGGAGCACCUCGCUAAUGCUGACCUACGCUCCACCACUGACGAAGGCGAGGUCAUCAAAGCAAAGAGUCUCUGGGAGAAGAACGGCGCCGUCAUCCUGGCCGUGCGGCGCCCCGGAUGAUCUUUGUGCAGAGAGGAGGCCUCCGAGCUGUCCUCUCUGAAGCCUCAGCUGGAAGAGCUGGGGGUCCCUCUGGUGGCCUUGGUGAAGGAGAGCGUCGGCACAGAGAUCCAAGACUUCAGACCGCACUUCGCUGGGGACAUUUACAUCGACGACAAGAAACAUUUCUACGGCCCCAAAAUGGGCGGCUUGGGGUUGUUCCGUCUGGCGGCGUUGCAGAACUACAUUCGGGCCUGGAGGUCCGGCUACCAGGGCAACUUGAAGGGUGAGGGCUUCAUCUUGGGUGGCGUGUUCGUCAUCGGCGCUGGAGAGCAGGGGGUCCUACUGGAGCACCGUGAGAAGGAGUUUGGCAACAAAGUGGAAGCGGCUCGCGUUCUUGAAGCCGUUAGGAAAAUAGUUCCUGGCAAAUAAGUAGAAUAGAAGGCUAAAUAUAAAACGGUAGAAGAAAUCAGUCAGUGCGUUGAGUAAUCAUAUGUAACAGUAUACCUCAAUCACGAGCAAACAGACCUCUGCGGACACGUUCGAGCUAGACGGGUAUGAAAACUGACUUGAUUCAUAGAUUGAAUUUGUUACAUGAAUUCCAACUUUGUUUACACUAACACACUACACUGGAAUUGUUUUUUGAGGGGGGUGUCAUACAUUAUCUCCCACUCAGACAUGGCUGGACGUGUGUGUAUAUGUGUGUAACCAAUGACGACUUGACUCAAAACCUCCAAAAGGAGAGGAGCAGGUUUGAUGCCCAAAACACACGCACACAUACACAUGGGUUCCGCCAUGCACCGUUGCCGCUCCGCUGAGGUGUCCUCGCUGGUGUAUAUGUGUGUGCGACAUGUGUGACACGUCAACAGCAACAAUAAAUGGACAUUUAUCACA
Messenger RNA from Doryrhamphus excisus (bluestripe pipefish), 1390 nucleotides. RefSeq names its product peroxiredoxin-like 2A. NCBI's taxonomy places the organism in Eukaryota, Metazoa, Chordata, Actinopteri, Syngnathiformes, Syngnathidae. Gene Ontology annotation, molecular function: antioxidant activity. The record is from RefSeq and is a predicted model, not a curated record.